ACUCGGGACUCGCUUGGACUGCGAUUGCGUCCAGAUUCACGGCAUAUGUAUUGGUGGAUUUUUUUUUUUUGAGUUUUGGGCCAAUCUGAUUUGGGCCUGGUGCAUUAAAUCCCUCGUUCCGACCCGAGCCAAAAGUACUGAACUCGGUUGCCCGGCCCGUUCCCGCUUAGUUACAAAAUUCAAAUCCAAACACGCAAGAGAGGAUUCUAGUCCGUUGGGCGAGAGAAAUGGCGAGAAACGAAGGGAAAGCGAAAUCGGUGAGGAGAGCACUGAGGGACGUAUCGAAUAAUAACACUAAUGGCAACAAUGGUGGUGGCGGAGGAGGAGGAAGAUUCUCCAAAUCUGUGAAUGAGAAUAAGAAAUCGAUCUCCGAGAAGCAAGUCGAAAACCAACAAAGUGUUGUUACUAUGGCUCAACAAGAGGAAGGCAGCAGAGGAGAAGAAGACCACCUUGAUUGCAUCUUGCUUGUUCAGUCCGAUCUCUCCUCUAUCACUCGCCAGAUUGAUGAACUUGUUGCGCAAGCAUUAAAACUGAAGGCCACCAGCAAACAUGGAAGAAGAGAAAUUGAAUCCUUUUCUCAUGUCUUGUGUGAUAUGCUUUCAUCUUUAAAGUCAUGGGUUCCCAGAUUGCAAAAUGCCUUCUCUGCCGAAUGUGAGACUCGGUUGGGCCAAAGUUUGGCAGUUAAUACUGUUUCUGACAUAAAUGAAGAUGAAAACUUUGAGGUUGAAAGUCCAGAACAAACCAGGAUGGACUCACUGAUCUCUCCUUCUCCUCUUGUGUCCUGGCGAGUUGAUUGUAAUACAGAGAGAGGUAGACAACUCUUUCUGCUCACUCCUCUUCCUAUAUCAAAAACGUUAUCCUCCAAACAUCUGGACUUGUGUAAAUCAGUAUUUGAAAGGAUUGCUUCUAAUCCUGCUGUUGAGCUACCAUCGUUUCUAUCAAUUUCUGGAGACAUACAAGAUGAUUUUCUUGAAGGUAUAGCUACAAAGCCAACCCCAAAUGAGCCUUCUAAUCCAGUUAUGACUAAAACGAAAAGGAACAUUGAUUCUGGGUGUGUUUCCCCUCCAAUCUUUUCCAAUAGAGAUCAAUCUAUUCUUGUUAUGACUCCAUGCUUAAAGAUGUCUCCUCCAAAAUCUUGUGUGUUGCUUGAACCUAUUUCUGAGUCUUCUCAUAAAGGCAAAGCUGUGUUUCGGAAGUCAACCCCAUUUCCUGUUGGAAUUCGUUCACAGAUUUCUGAAUCGUCCUCUGACAGUGAAGGUUCUGAGGAUCUGACUUUGAAGUAUCCAGAGCUCAUGGGGAUACAACAGGCCUAUAAAUCUAGGAUGGGAAAGAAAGAGUUAGAAGCAUCACCUAAUUGGAUUUUUUCUCCUCCUAAAACCUGUGUUCUACUGGAGCCAACAGAUGAAAAAUCAGUGGACACAAUCGCUACCGAUAACCACUUGCCAAUCAGUGCUCCUGUUUUGAAUCAGCAAGCAAACUUGGGUUCAUCAAAAGAUUACAAUGAUCAAGUUGGUUGUCAUGGAAUCGAGAAAUCUUCUAACCAAGAUAGCAGCUUGACGCUGGUAGAAAGCACCCCCAUAUGGAACGAACCUGCAAGCACAAUGAGAAGAGGGAAGCUUCCAGGAGAGAAUACUCUGAAAAAGGAGCUGUGGACAAAGUUUGAAGCAGCGUCUACUUACGGGCUUCGUUUAAAUGUAUCUGAAUUUCAAAGGACUGCACAGAAAGGAUUUCUUGACUUGCUUGAUGAAGUAUCUUGAGAAAGGGAGAGUCCACUGUCUGCCAGUUUGAGAUGACACAUUCUCCUUGAUGAUUAAGAUUUUGAUUUGCAAAUCCUUUUGUAUGGUAUACUGGCAAAUGUGUUUAGCAGUGGUAAGGUUCUUGCCGUCUUUGUGAUUAUCAUCAUCAAAUCAAUAGGCACUGAAUUAAUUUU
Messenger RNA from Hevea brasiliensis (rubber tree), 1930 nucleotides. RefSeq lists its product as uncharacterized. The record is from RefSeq and is a predicted model, not a curated record. The transcript has 4 exons. Bases 228 to 1757 code for a protein of 509 amino acids. NCBI's taxonomy places the organism in Eukaryota, Viridiplantae, Streptophyta, Magnoliopsida, Malpighiales, Euphorbiaceae.